Messenger RNA from Hibiscus syriacus, 752 nucleotides. RefSeq names its product telomere repeat-binding factor 2-like. The transcript has 3 exons. The coding region runs from base 1 to 729 and encodes 242 amino acids. Gene Ontology annotation, molecular function: double-stranded telomeric DNA binding. Lineage: Eukaryota; Viridiplantae; Streptophyta; Magnoliopsida; Malvales; Malvaceae. The record is from RefSeq and is a predicted model, not a curated record.
AUGGCUAUAAAGCCAUCAACCGAACCUGCAAAGAGAGGACAGAGAGGAAGAAUCCAAGAGACAACACCAGCAACCAAAAUCCGAGAGAACAACAACCAAAACCACCAAAAUAAAAUAGAUAGAAACCUUACAGAGCCGAAGCCUCCAAAUCUCGUCGGAGAAGCAAAAUAUCGAAGGUAUUUUUUUAGAUCUAGGCAAAUACGGGACGCUUUAAGAAAAACAAGGGUCAAAGUUGAGCGUAGAUCACUCGGAUCUAUCGUUCGAGAGGUUUUUGUAUUUUCCGGCCACCAGAAGCGGUGGCCGGCGGUGAGGUUGGCGACGGCGCAAGGCUGCCGGCCGGUGACCGGCUUCCCUCCGGUAAAGCACAAGUACACGAUUGCACCUCGUUCGACUAUUUCUGAAGCAAGGAAAUCUCCUCUGCUUCUUUUGGAAGGAAGGCAGAAAGAUUCUGCAAAAGCAAAGAAGAAAGGCAUCAGCAUUCUUACUAAAACCCAAGUUGAUGCAGAAUUUUUGAAAACGAGGAGCUUGACUGCUGAAGAAGCUGCUGCAGCUGCAGCACAAGCAGUUGCGGAGGCAGAAGUUGCAAUCGUAGAAGCUGAGAAGGCAGCAAGAGAGGCAGAACUGGCAGAAGCUGAAGCAGAAGCAGCAAAAGUUUUUGCUAAAGCAGCCGAGAAAGCAUUGAAGUCCAGGAUGCUAGAUACCUGUUACGAACUUGUGCAGAUGGCAUGAGUGGAUAUUCACCAUUUGGUCUU